GCAAACAGUCCAGCCUAAACAAAUCAACUGGGAACAUGAGUGAUGUUGGAGUUCAGUGUUCCAAAGAUGUUCAGAUCAGACUAAUGGAAGGUGGGAGUUCUUGUGCUGGGAGAGUGGAGAUUUACUACAAUGGAACCUGGGGGACGGUGUGUGAUGACUCCUGGGGAUUACUUGAGGCGGAUGUUGUGUGUAAACAGCUGGGAUGUGGAUCUGCUGUUAAUGCAGCAUCUUCUGCUCCUUGUGGUCGAGUUCCAGGCCCAGUUUGGCUGGAUGAAGUGAGAUGCUCAGGAAAGGAAUCAGCUCUAUGGGAAUGUGCCUCUUCUCCAUGGGGGCAGCAUGACUUUUAUCACAAAGAAGAUGUGAGCAUUUUGUGUAGAGAACACAAGGAGCUGCGGUUGGUAAACGGACAACAUUCAUGUGAAGGCAGAGUGGAAGUGUUUUACAAUGGGACUUGGGGAACUGUUUGCUCGGACUCCAUGAGUCGCAAAGAUGCUGAGGUGAUCUGCAAACAGCUAUAUUGUGGCGAAGCUGUAGCUGUUGAUGAUAGUGGUCGAUAUGAAAAAGGAUCUGGACCUAUUUGGCUGGACGAUGUAAUCUGUAGUUCACAGGAAUCCUUCCUGUGGCAGUGCUCUUCCCCACCUUGGGGAGAACAUGACUGUGAUCAUACAGACGACUUGCGUGUAGUUUGUUCAGAGCAAGCUCCGAAACAAAAUGAUCGUGCAAAACAGUGCAGUGGGAGUUCACCUGAUCAACAGCUUCAUUUAUCAGGACAGGAGAUGCGGUUGGUUGGAGGAAGCAGCAUUUGCUCUGGGAGAGUUGAGAUAUUGAGCAAUAACACGUGGGGGACGGUGUGUGACGACUCCUGGGAUAUCCGAGAGGCCAGUGUGGUGUGCAGACAGCUUGACUGCGGCCCCGCCGUGCGGGCUGUGGGGCAGGCGGGAUUUGGACAAGGCGCUGGUCAGAUAUGGCUGGACGAGCUUCACUGUAGAGGAAGUGAAUCCUUUCUGUGGGAUUGUGUCGCUUCAUCCGCGGAUCAAAGUGACUGCAAUCAUAAAGAAGAUGCUGGUGUGGUUUGCUCAGGUAAACUUCCGAAACCGCCAAUCCCAACCCCAUCCUUUGUUCAGUUGAUCAACAUCCCUUUUGUGGCCUGUAUCGUGCUUGGAAUCCUGUUAACAGUGGUACUGUUUGCACUGAUUCUACAGAUGGACAGCAAUUAUUCAGGAACAGAAGCAAAAUAUCCAUCUGUUCGUUUUUAUCAAGCAAUUUAUGAAGAAAUUGAGGAUCGGCCAAUCAGAACAAGGAACUUUGAGGCUGGCUCCCCUGUUUCAGGAUCCAACGAUUCUAUCAGUAAACUGGAGUACUACACUGGGGAGAAUGUGAAUGGUUCAGAUGCAGAAGAAGGAAACCCUGAAGUGUUUCUACCCAAUGGCGAUGAUCAUCUUCAGGAAGAUUAUGACGACGCUAAGAGCGGAACCUUCCAGCUGGCGGACCGCGGCCUCCUCCUGGUCAUUGAAGCACACACUGAGGUUCCAACACUGAUCAGUCCCACUGUCCAGGAAGAUUCGCUCUGCCAGGGUAACAGCCUAACUCUCAUGUCUUAA
Molecule: messenger RNA, 1601 nt
Organism: Callorhinchus milii (elephant shark)
Lineage: Eukaryota; Metazoa; Chordata; Chondrichthyes; Chimaeriformes; Callorhinchidae
Product: antigen WC1.1-like
Exons: 10
Coding region: 36-1601 (521 amino acids)
Cellular component (GO): membrane
Source: RefSeq, a predicted model, not a curated record